AUGAACUCCACUGAUAAGCUGCAAGCAUUGCAGGCAGUCUCCGAUGAGGCCGCGACAAAAGCCUCCGACGAAUUGAGGAGCAUAAACUGGGAUAUUCACUCUCAUCCAGAGCUACUCUUUCAUGAACAUCAUGCCCAUGAUGUAUUGACAGCAUAUCUGGAGCAGCGAGGUUUUGAAGUCCAGCGGGCAGCGUUCGGCCUGGAAACGGCUUUCACGGCUUCUUACGGAUCAAAGGACGGGCGCGCCGUGGCCAUAAAUCUCGAAUAUGAUGCACUGGAGCUGAUUGGGCACGCCUGCGGCCAUAAUUUGAUAGCCUGUUCGGGGCUAGCUGCUGCGAUUGGAGUCGCCGAGGCAAUCAAGGAUGGAAAAGUCAAAGGCCGUGUGGUUGCGAUAGGGACACCUGCAGAAGAGGGUGGCGGCGGCAAAAUCAAGAUGAUCCGAGCAGGCGCGUACGAUGGCAUAUUCUGCUGCCUGAUGGUGCACCCUAUGCAGAAGAAUAAUGCCUACGUAUCGACCAUGUGUGGAUCCGAGUUGACUAUCGAGUAUAUUGGCAAGCCAGCACAUGCAAUGGUCGCACCAUUCGACGGCAUCAAUGCGCUAGACGCUGUGACGUUACUGCAGACCAGCAUUGGACUGCUCCGACAACAGAUCAUGCCCUCUGAUCGCAUACGAGGCGUUGUUUUAAGCGCCGGGCAGCGAUCUGGAGUGAUUCCCGCCUACGCCAAGGCACGAUAUUGCGUGCGGUCAGCCAAUCUGGAGCGAUACCGAGUCCUGAAGCAGAAGUUCAUCAACUGCAUGGAGGCAGCGGCCUUGGCGACAGGCUGCGAGUUAAAGACGGACUGGCUCCCGGCGUAUUGGGACGUUCGCACCAACGAAAUGCUGGCUGCAAAGUAUGUUGAACAUAUGGAGCGUCAGAGCGUGCCUCAUCGCACGGCUUUCGAGCAGAAAGCCGACCGGGACUGCUUCAGCACUGAUAUGGGCAACGUAACAUACGUUUGCCCUAGCAUCCACCCUACCUUCGAGGUCGUCAGCCCCAGUGGUUCUAUACAUACUGCAGACUUUGCGGCUGCUGCAGGGACUCAAGAUGCGCACGAUCGAUCACUCAAGUGUGGUAGGGCAAUGGCGGCGACAGCGCUGCAGGUUAUGAUUGAUGAUGAAUUCGCCACCGCAGUAAGAUCUGAGUUCGAUGCUCACGACUGGACGAUUGCGUCCGAUCCUACCGUGCAAUAA
This is a messenger RNA of Clonostachys rhizophaga, 1230 nucleotides long. NCBI's taxonomy places the organism in Eukaryota, Fungi, Ascomycota, Sordariomycetes, Hypocreales, Bionectriaceae. The record is from the annotation of a GenBank genome assembly.